CUGUACCGCAAAGACCUCUGGGCCACUAGCUUCAUUGACGCGUUGAAUUCUGGGCAGUCAUUGGUCCUCCGCGCUUACAGUCUUCUGCUCUUCCAUCGGAAAAAUGGCUGCUUCGGCAGCAGCGGCGGCUCCUUCCCCCGGGUUGUGCCCAAGCUUCGCCGUGAUCUGCUCCUUUUUAGAGCGAUAUGGAGCCCUACUGGAUUUACCCGAACUUACAUUUCCACAGUUGGAAAGAUAUCUGCAGGAUAACUCAUCAGUUCCUAAGCUGUUGGUUGACCUCCACGUGAAGUUGCUAAGGAAAAUUGGCAAGUCCGUCUCGGCAGAUAGAUGGGAGAAGUAUCUUGUAAAGGUAUGCCAGGAGUUCAAUACUACCUGGGCAUGGGAACUCGAGAAGAAGGGUUACAAAGAGAUGACAGUGGAGUGUAAGACGGGGAUUCUUAAAUACCUUUGCGAAUGUCAGUUCGAUGACAAUGUCAAGUUCAAAACUGCAGUCAAUGAGGAGGAUCCUGAGAAGAUGCGGCUACAGCCCAUUGGGAAAGACAAAGAUGGCUUGAUGUAUUGGUUUCAGUUAGACCAGGACCAUAAUGUGCGCGUCUAUGUAGAAGAACAGGAUGACCUGGAUGGGUCAUCAUGGAAAUGCAUUGUUAGAAACCGGAAUGAUCUUGCUGAGAUGCUAGCUCUGCUAAAGACGCAUAUUGACCCCGCGCUUCUGGUCAAGAAGGAGGGAGAGGAAGAGGCCACAGGCACUAGUGCAAACCCAGAAGACCAAGAAAAGAAGGGUGAAGACAACGGAGACGUGAAAAAAGAGGAAGACGUAGGAAAUGAUGCAGACAAGCCAUCCGAGGAAAACAAGUCACCAGCAUCUUCCAAGUCAGAGAGCCAAAAAGACAGCACAGGAAAUGAGAACAUGAAGCAGGAAGUCCCUGCUGAGGACGCAGCACUCAAAGACAGUCAUAAAGGGGCAGACGUGGCAUCAGAGAAACCCGUCGGAGAGCCAGAGGAACACACCGUGAAGACAACAAUCAAAGAAGAGCCCAUGGAGGUAUCUAAACCAACCAAAGCUGGCUCUGAGGUGACGGCUAGUAAACUGACCGGUCCGCCGGUGACCGAGCCUACAGAAGAGGCCAGGAGAAAAACGGCAGAGGAGGUCCAGCGAGCGAUCAAGAACGACCAGCAGGCCAAAAUCCCCCUGAAGAAGAGGGAGAUGAAGCUGAGUGAGGACUUCGAUAGCAAUGCUGGCAGUGGUGGCUCGAGCGUUAUCGUGGCAAAUACGUCCCUCGUCACCGCCAAAGAGCCAGUCAAGGAGUUGAACGGAGAUCAGGUCAACGGGGACAUGCAGCCCGUGAAGGCAAACGAAUCUGGUACAAAAUUUGGAAUCGCAUCAACGGCAGCGGCAACAACAACGACAGAAGUGGAGAGGCGGAAAGAAGCACAGGAAGAAAAGAUGGAGGCCUCACAAACCUCUGGGAAGAAGGAGGAAUCAAACAAGCAGCAGUUAGAAAAGGCAGAGAAAACAGAAAUCUUGGCUGAAAAAGAAAAAGUGUCAACUCUUCCCUCAGAGGAAAAGAUGGAUGUGGAUAAGCCUGAGGCCUCUAGUUGCAUUAAAAGCACAGGUACGCCUGAUGACAAGCAGGAGAAGUUACACAAGCUACCACAGGAAGUGACAUCCUCUAUCAGAAAGGACAACGAACCUCCUUUCACUACCAUCAGAAAAGCUCCUUCGUCAGAGGAGAAAUCGACGUCAUCAAUAUCAGACGCAAAAUCGUCUGAAAUGUUAGAUAAUCAUGGGGUCACACCAAAAGGAACCACCAUUCCAAAUUCUUCCAAAGACAAACCAGACUGUUCAAAAGAGUCAAGCACCACGUCAGCUCAGAACGAUUCAAAAAAGCUGGAUGGACAAAAAGGUACGGAAAAGCAACCACCUGACCAGACAGACAAACCUGCCCCUCCCAAAAGUACAGAGCAGGUGACUUUGUCUCCUCCUAAUGAGGAAGAGAAAUCUCGCGACCCAAAAGAAGAAGAUAGCAGCAAGACAAAAAAAUCGUCUGUCUCUAAAACUGUGGGUGAACCACAAGUCUCUGUUGAGAAAGACACAAAGAAAGUGGGAGACAACAACAAGCAAACAUCUCCAGAAGAUGUAGGCAAAUCUCUGACAGAAGACCUCAGUGUUUCCAAGAAGACCAGUGGCCUUUCUGUUAUAAGAGAAACUAAGUCGCCAAUCCUGAUUAAAAAGAGCGAAGAUGCAACCACUAAAGAAAGCGAAAAAACUUCCACUAAAGAACAUGACAAACCAUCUACUAAGGAAAGUGACAAGCCCUCCACUAAAGAAAGUAACAAACCAUCUGUUAUAAAGGAGCAGUUCACCUCUGAAACGACCACUAGAGUAGCCUCCGUCAUAAAGAUGGAUACAUCAAGAUCAUCUGAUGAGAAAGAUAAACAGACAGUUAUCAGUGAAACAGACAAGAAAUCCCCUGGCCAAGAAUCCACAAAAUCAACUCCAUCUGUAGAUAAAGAGAAAUCCCCAACCUCAAAGGAAGUGGUAAAAAGUUUUCCAGCUAAAGAAUUUGAACAUCAGCCUUCCACUGAAAAGACAGAGGCAUUGAAAUUAAAAGAGAAAGGCAGCAUAGAAAUGGAAGUUAGCUGCAGGGAGUCAGGAACUAAAGGCACCUCAAAAGAAAUUGAAAAGGAAAAGGGCCACACACCUUUAGCUUCUGUUGCUAACCCGAAGGAUGCAGACAAACUGGAUAGUGGUAAGGAUAAGACUUCUACUUCUGCCCCCGAAGUGACCCCAAAGGAGACUGGCAAAGCAGAGAAAGAGGCAAAGAAAUUGCCUGAAAAGAGUGGUCCUUCUGCCCAGAGCAUGGAAGAGCCCAUGGAGGUUCAGACAUCUGUUUCUGGGCCUGUAAAAACCUCAUCUGUCAGUGAGGUGGGAAAAGCAGGAGAAAAAAAAGAUGCUGAAAAGAUGGACACGAUUGAAAAGGUAAAAGACAAGAACAAUGAGACCAAAAGGGUAGAAAAGAAGGAUGAUGCUGAAAAAGUUGAAGAGAAAAAGGAUGUGUUCAAAAAGACAGAACAGCUAAAGGAUCCAUCCAAACAGACAGAACAGCUAAAGGAUCCACCCAAACAGACAGAACAGAAAAAGGAUGAAUCCAAACAGGCAGAACAGAAAAAGGAUGAAUCCAACAAAACAGAUCAGAAAAUGGAUCGAUCCAAAACAGAGGAAGAGAGGAAGGAUGAAUCCAAAAAACCAGAUCAGAAAAACGAUGAAUCCAAACAGGCAGAACAGAAAAAGGAUCCAUCCAAACAGGCAGAACAGAAAAAGGAUGAAUCCAAAAAAACAGAUCAGAAAAAGGAUGAAUCCAAAAAAACAGAUCAGAAAAAGGAUGAAUCCAAACAGGCAGAACAGAAAAAGGAUGAAUCCAAACAGGCAGAUCAGAAAAAGGAUGAAUCCAAAAAACCAGAUCAGAAAAAGGAUGAAUCCAAACAGGCAGAACAGAAAAAGGAUGAAUCCAAAAAAACAGAUCAGAAAAAGGAUGAAUCCAAACAGGCAGAACAGAAAAAGGAUGAAUCCAAAAAAACAGAUCAGAAAAAGGAUGAAUCCAAACAGGCAGAACAGAAAAAGGAUGAAUCCAAAAAAACAGAUCAGAAAAAGGAUGAAUCCAAACAGGCAGAACAGAAAAAGGAUGAAUCCAAACAGACAGAACAGAAAAAGGAUGAAUCCAAAAAAACUGAUCAGAAUAAGGAUGAAUCCAAAACAACAGAUCAGAAAAUGGAUCGAUCCAAAACAGAGGAAGAGAGGAAGGAUGAAUCCAAAAAGGCAGAAGUGAAGAAUGAUGAAUCCACAAAGACAGAAGAGAAAAAGGAUGCAUCCAAAAAAGCUGAAGAAAAGAAGGAUGCAUCCAAAAAAGCAGUAGAGAAGAAGGAUGAGUCCAAAAAGGAUGAGUCCAGAAAGGCAGUAGAGAAGAAGGAUGAGUCCAAACACAUGGAAGAAAAGGACUGCCAUGCCGAAACAACCCCCAUGGACUGUGAUGAGCCAGCCAAAAAGGACGCAGAAAAAAAGAAAUCUACAUCAGAGUCAGAACAUGACCCCAAACAAGAUGGUGAAAAACAUGAGCCCUCGAAGGCGAAGAAAGAUCAUAGUGGCUCCGAGAAGAGCAAGGAGAAGGAUGAAGAAAAGACGGACGAGCCUGAUAAAUCGGCAGCCCAAACGGGAGAUGGGGAGUGUGGUGAAAACGAAGGGUUGCACCUGAAGAUCCGCAUGGCGGCUCACCGCAGGAAAGCAGAGGUCCAGAGGGAGGAGCGGCGGGCCGACUCCGAGUCGGAGGCCGUAGAUGGGAGGGGGCUCAGGAGAUCUCCCCGGAUCUGUCGCCCCACUGCCAAGGUGGCCGAGAUCCAGGACAGGAAACAAGAGAAGAAACAGAUCACGCCGCUGGCCAACAAAGAGGCUGAAAAGCCAGAGAAUGAGGAGCAGGAGGAGGAAGAAGAGGAGGAGUGUCCUGUUCCGGUGAAAAAACCCAAGGAGAAGAAAGUGGACACUGAUGGACAUCCAAAGUCAAAGGGUAAACGGCGGAGGCGAACACGCUGGUCAAACACUCGAACACGACGGAAAAAGAAAGGUUCGGAGGAUGACGACGAUGAUGAUGAUGACGAAGAUGGGUCGAGCGUUGAAGAGGAAUCUGAGGAAGACGACAGUGAUGAGGACUACAAAGUGGAGAAGCGACCCCGAAGGACGAGGAACCGCAGAGAGAGGAACACCGACGACUCCGACACGUCUUCCGAUGAUGACCUCCCGCCAAACGAUGAUCCAUGUAAACACUGUGGCCUGCCAAACCAUCCUGAACUGAUUCUGCUGUGCGACUCGUGUGAUAGUGGGUACCACACGGCCUGUCUCAGACCACCCCUAAUGAUCAUCCCUGAUGGAGAAUGGUUCUGCCCCCCAUGCCAGCAUAAGCUCCUGUGUGAAAAACUGGAAGAGCAAUUAACAAAUCUCGAUGCUGUGUUAAAGAAAAGAGAGCGCGCUGAGCGAAGAAAAGAGCGUCUAGUCUAUGUUGGCAUCAGUGUGGAGAACAUCAUCACUCCAUCGGUGGAAGUGGAGGAGCAGAAGGAACCGGAAGUGGAAAAGAAGGAAAAGAAAGAAGUUAAAAAGAGCAAAAGCUGGGGUCGGAGGUCAACAAGGGCAAAGAAAUUCAUAAGCUACAGGUUUGACGAGUUUGAUGAAGCCAUUGAGGAGGCAAUUGAAGAGGAUCUCAAGGAAGCAGAAGGUGGAGGAGCUGGUCGGGGGAAGGACAUGGCCAACAUUACAGGCCUCCGAGGAAAGGACAUGUCCACCAUUUUGAGUGAAGAUGGAAAGGAGAAUGGAAAGCCACAGCGUCCAAACGUCGGACAGCGGAGGAAGAAGCGGCGACGUCUCAACGACCUGGACAGCGACAGUACGGUGGACGAGGAGGAGAGCGAGGAUGAGUUCCGCAUCAGCGACAGCUCUGAAGAGGAGGAGUUUGUGGUGUCCGAGAACGAUGCGGAUAGUGAUGCUGAAGUCAAGUCCGGUGACGACAGCGACUUCGGGAGCACGGGCAACGGCCCACGGUUCCGGGGCUCAGCGUGGUCCAGGAAGCCUGUUAAGCGCCGGUGGAAUACACGGCAGCCACGCCGACGCCGGCGGCCCAAAGGCUACUCCGACGACGAAGAACUGGAGGAGACUGAAGAGGAAGAAGAUGACGAGAUCGUAACAGAGGGCUCAAGUGAGUUCAGCGAGAGCGAUCUGGACAUGCGGAGGCGGCGCUCCCGCCGGAGUCUGAAAAAGGCAGUGAACUACUGUGAAACGUCCGAAUCGGACGGCUCCCAGACUGCCAAGAACAGGGACAAAAUGAAGCCCCGCAAGAGCCUCUCCAGCUCUGAGAGUCAAGCAAGCUUCAGUUCCCGAGACUCCGAUGAGGGGGAGCGGAAGAAAAAGAGGAGGAGAGAUUCCUCAGAGGAGGACUCGAAGAAACGGCGGAGGCACCUCUCCCUCAAGCGAAGGAAAGAGUCCGAGGACAGCGACGACGACUCGGACGACUCUGAGGAGGAAGACCGCCCGAUCCGCAAACGGGUGAAUCGCAUCGACUCUGACGACUCCGAUGAGGAGGAAGAGGAGGAGAAGAAGAGUGCGCCGGCAGAGAAGGAGUCGGAGGAGUCCAAGAGGCCACCGCGUCUCGGCCUGGACGAGGAGGACGAGGAGGCGGCAGCUCUGGUAAAGGGGACCAGCCCGCUGGACUACCUCGUGGUCGACCUUCCCCCGACCAACGGACAGAGCCCGAUGAAGGGGCCAGAGGGCUUGAUCUCCCGGCCACCGGGAGGCGCUGUAGUCGGGGCUGCCGCGGGCCUUUUGGCCCACAUCGGCCCCAAGAACCCAGCCGCGGCCACGGCCGUCGCCAUGACAACCAAUGGCCUGGUUCCACAGGAGAUGCCCCCGCCCGACGAGGACGAGGAUGACCUGCUGGGCGUCACAGACCUUGUUGACUAUGUCUGCAACAGCGAACAGUUGUAAAAGAAUUUGAACUUUUGUCCUUUUCACCCUCCCCCUCCCCAAAUCCUUGGCACUGUCCAUUCCCUGUACUUUUGACCCUGUGCAUCUCUUCACUUUCUAUGCCCCCACCUCACCCCAAACAACCACCCCGCCCACCCAAACCCCUCUCCCUCUUCAUGCUUUACACAUUCAGUGUCUGUACCUAAUGCCAGCAAUGCAACCUCAGCCCCACCAAUAUCGUACCAAGUACUGCACAGAAUGAGACUGUUCUGGGUCGGCUUCCCUCAACUCGUCUUGUGACUUUGGUCAGCAGCAGUGCCACCAUUGGGAGUCCCGUUUGUCAGACGUGUAGGCUGUAUGUCCUGGUUGAGAGGGCAGAGCCUCAAAAGGCUGUAAAUAUUCCACUUCACAAAAUCCGAGAUGUUUUUUGUGAAAGAAAAAAGAAAAAAAAACUUGCAUCUCGCAGUUGGAAAAGCAGUUUUAUAACGUCACCUUCCCAUCCUUUGUCCAGUAUGAAGUAUCCUUCUUAACCAUGUGACAUUAUAUUUUUUCCAUCGUGUAACCGACAUCCUAGAGAUACCCGUUAUAUACUGUAGAACACAUCAUGUUUUUAUUCUUUGAUUGUGUGUUGGUCUUGGUAGGAAAUAGUUUAGUAUUAUUUUCCAUCACUUAAAAUUUUUACAUUUUGUAUUAAAUCGUAAAAUCUUACUUAUGUGUACAUUUCAGGAGAUGGAUUGCAGCAGCGUUCCAUAUUGGACUGUCUCAUAUUGGUUCAUUAUCUUCCACGUAUUAUUGCUCUUGUCAAAAAGUGGACACCACAGUAAAAAAAGUUUGCCCUUUAGAUAAAAUGUUUGUUUAUGGCAUAUUGAAAUAUGUUAUUUGGUUGUCUGUUAUUAUUGCCUGAAAGGCAAUGCAAAUGUUCAUGAGAUCCACAACAGCUGUCCUCAAAUGCGAUCAAAAAAGGUAUGGUGAACUUGGUCUUAAACAAAACCAUUGUGUAUUUAUAUUAAGUGUUUUUAAAAUGACAGCUAAGCAGAACCAGGAUGCUUAGUAUUUUUAAAUUGCAUUGUAUAUUUUGUAGCAUUCAUUGAGUCCGUUUCAUAUUACAUAAUUGUUUUGUUUAGUUUUUUUUUAGUUUUCAUUACAGCUUGUUACUGUAUCCCCAAAUUGUAUUUGGACUGUUUUUAUCCCCUUAGCAAAAUAUGCUUACCCAUAUAAGUCAAACACUAUUAAUCCUGGCAGCUGUUUAGUGCAUUAAAUGCCAAAUAAAAAUGUCUUUCUUGAAGACCACACUCAACCACAGACACAUGCUAGACUUUGAAUGAAGAAAAGGUGUAUUUGUUUGGCCGAAAAGGUAUCUCAUUAGGUGUGUGUUAAUGAGCAUAUGUGUUUUGGCUACUUGCACGAGAAGCUCAAAGAUGGUCCAUUUCUGGAAGUUUUGUUUUGUUUUCUAGGAAUUUUGAUUGCACCACCAACACUAUCAGUGGAUUCCAUGCACUUCAUCUCAUUUCAUUUUAAUACAUAUAUUUAAUAAAAGGGAUUUGUCAUA
Messenger RNA from Alosa sapidissima (American shad), 8051 nucleotides. It is a transcript of the gene rsf1b.1, whose product is annotated as remodeling and spacing factor 1b, tandem duplicate 1. The transcript has 16 exons. Gene Ontology annotation, cellular component: RSF complex. The coding region runs from base 104 to 6523 and encodes 2139 amino acids. Lineage: Eukaryota; Metazoa; Chordata; Actinopteri; Clupeiformes; Clupeidae. Gene Ontology annotation, biological process: regulation of DNA-templated transcription. The record is from RefSeq and is a predicted model, not a curated record.